Molecule: messenger RNA, 2848 nt
Organism: Danio aesculapii
Lineage: Eukaryota; Metazoa; Chordata; Actinopteri; Cypriniformes; Danionidae
Gene: il1rapl2
Product: interleukin 1 receptor accessory protein-like 2
Exons: 10
Coding region: 12-2057 (681 amino acids)
Biological process (GO): signal transduction
Molecular function (GO): interleukin-1 receptor activity
Source: RefSeq, a predicted model, not a curated record
ACGACUGAAAGAUGAAGCUCGCUGGAUUUAUGCUCUUCCUCAUCAAUUCAGCGGCCUCCAUCAAUCUCAAAUACAUCUCCAAGAGGAACUCAGUUGACGGAUGUAUAGACUGGUCUGUGGACUUGAAGACGUAUCGUGUGCUGGCUGGAGAGCCGCUGAGGGUCAAGUGUGCUCUGUUCUACAGCUACAUUCGCACCAACUAUAGCGUGGCCCAAAAUGCCAAGCUGCGGCUCAUCUGGUACAGGAACAAGGGCGAUUCUGAGGAGCCAAUCAUCUUCUCAGGUCAUCGGCUCAGUAAGGAGGGGGAUUCCAUUUGGUUCCGCUCUGCAGAGAUGGAGGACAAUGGAUUUUACACUUGUGUGCUCAGAAACUCAACAUACUGUAUGAAGGUGUCCAUGUCGCUGACAGUCGAGGAGAGUGAAGAGGGACUUUGCUUUAGCAGCCGAAUACGUUACCAGGAGAGAGCCGAGAUCACCAAGAGCAAAAUGAUCUCCUGUCCUGACAUUGACGACUACCUGGCGCCCUACAAGCAGCCGAUCAUGACCUGGUACAAGGAGUGUCAGAGGAAAGAGUGGAGGAGCUCCAUAAUCAUCAACACCACCAGUCUGUGGAUUCCAGAGGUGCAAGAAGACGAUGGGGGAAAUUACACUUGUGAACUUAAAUAUGGCAGCAAGGUUGUGAGACGGACCACAGAGCUUAAAGUCACAGCACUUCUUACGACCAGACCACCUAAAGUCUUGUUCCCGUCAGAGAGACAAGCCAGUGUUAUAGACGUCCAACUCGGUAUGCGUCUCAUCUUAGACUGCAAAGCUUUUUUCGGCUACAGUGGGGAUUCCAAACCGAUCAUCUACUGGAUGAAGGGGGAUAAGUUUGUAGAGGAGCUGGAAGGACACAUAAGAGAGAGUGAAGUCAGGGUGGUGCGAGAGUUUCUGGGGGAGAAGGAAGUGGAGCUGUCUCUCAUCUUUGAUGCAGUUGAGGAUACUGACAUGGGAAACUAUACCUGUAAUGUAGAAAACCACAUCGGCCGUGGCAGCGGAAGUGCCAUCCUGCAGAAAAAAGACAUGUACAGGUUGGAGCUGGUUGGUGGUCUGGGCGCCAUCAUGCUGUUAUUGGGGAUCUUCACCGCCAUCUAUAAGUGCUAUAAUGUGGAGAUUAUGCUGUGCUACAGACAACACUUCGGCAGCGAUGAAGCAGAUGAUGGCAACAAGGAAUAUGAUGCCUACCUCUCUUAUACCAAAGUGGAUCUGGAGUCAGUGGAGCAGGAGAUGAGCGAGGAGGAGCAGUUUGCUCUAGAGAUUUUACCUGACGUUCUGGAGAAACACUAUGGAUAUAAACUCUUCAUUCCGCAUCGCGACCUCAUACCCAGCAGCACAUAUAUCGAGGACCUGGCCCGGAGCGUGGAGCAGAGCAGGCGUCUCAUUAUUGUGUUGACCCCCGAGUUCGUGGCCCGUCGUGGUUGGAGCAUCUUCCAGUUCGAGCCGCGACUGCACAGCAUGCUGGUGACUGGUGAAAUCAAGGUGAUCAUGAUCGAAUGCCCGGACCUGCGCACCGUUAUCAACUACCAGGAGGUAGAAGACCUCAAACACACCAUCCGAGUGCUGACUCUCAUCAAAUGGCAGGGCCCCAAAAGCAACCAGCUGAAAUCCAAGUUCUGGAAGCAGGUCCGCUACGAGAUGCCAGCUAAGAAAAAAGAGACCAUGUCUCGCCGACAAGUUCUAGAUUCAGGAGAGCAAGGGUUGUUUGGUGACCUGCAGGCUGUGUCCACAGUUGCGAUGACAGCGACAUCUGCAUCGCUAGCACCUACUCAGGUUGAAAUACCAGACUAUAAUGAGCCUAGUCACAUGCAAAUGCGUCAUUUCUGCCGGAGCUACGAAUAUGAGCUGCCCACUACUGCAAUAGCAACGCUUAAUGGCCGUCACAUGUACUGUAAUUUGCCUAUGACACUUCUGAAUGGCCGACUGACACAGAAUAACAUUGGGAAAGGCAAGAAAGAGAUUCACUUGAACAGCUCUUUCGUACCGCUGUCUGGACAAGAACUUUCCAGUGAUAUCUGGUAGAACACCUCACAGCAAUUGCCCAGCUUUGCUGAUUUCAUUCCACCCCCCCCCCCUUCCCUCCUUUUUAUCUGCAUGAUUUCAUCUAGUUACGGUUUAAAAAGAAACAUGAUGGUUUAUCUUGCUUUCUUCCAGCCUUUAGUGUUUUCAUACUUCGUUCUGACCGAUGAAGAGCUACUGAUAUUGUUUUCCUACUUGAAUUUCAAGGUUAUUAUACUAUGUACAGUUAUUCACUGCAUCUGCAUCUUCAACAUUGAAGGUUUUAUUUGACAUUUAUGUCUUUGGUUGUUAUAGCACAAUAAUGUAAAGACACAGCAGCUCAGAGCUUUAAAGAAUAUUAUGUUCUAUUUAUGCAAAAUAAAUACUUGUCAGAUCUAAUAAGCACAUUUUAUUAUGGUUUGUAGCCAGGUAGAAGGAGGUGUACAUUUUUUUGAUACUUGUCAUUCAACUUAAUUAUUUCCAAGUCAUUUUGGAUGUUAUGUUUUGAUCGUUUUCAUACCCAGCAUUUCAGUGCUGUCAAAGAUCGACAGUUUGAUCGUUGACAUUUAUUGAUAUUUAUGAUCAUUUUACCGAAUUUGUAUGCAAUGUUGCCCUCUUACUCUAGUUUAAAGAAAUGACAGAUCACUAAAAUCAGUGAUUUCAUUUUGUAUACUCACGUCUAGUAUGCCAUUUUUCUCUUCAGAUACAUGCAGUGAUGUGUGGGAGAGUGACUUACAAAUAUCUGAGCUGUUAUUUAACAAAAUAUUCACAAAUCCAAGCAGCUUGUCUGAUUCACAGAGUUUUGGGAUUUUGAA